AUGGCGAGCGAACCGAGAUCAAAUGCUCUACAAUUGAAAUACAAUGAAUAUAAGCAUACAUUAGAAGAACUACAAUCCAAGGUCAUUGAACUGGACAACGAUAGACAGGAGCACGAAAUUGUGCUCAAUACUUUGGAAGAUAUCAACUCGUCAAGAGUGUGUUAUCGCAUGAUCGGUGGAUCAUUGGUCGAAACGAACGUGGAGGAUACAAGGCCCGUUUUGAGCACCAAAGUCCAAAAUAUGAAAAGCUCUAUAUCAAAGAUGAAAGCCGAAUUGAUUCGGACGGCAGGAGAGUUCGAAAAAUGGAAAAAAGAUAAUAAAAUUCAGGUUGUAAGGCAGUAA
Messenger RNA from Lachancea mirantina, 342 nucleotides. The record is from the annotation of a GenBank genome assembly. NCBI's taxonomy places the organism in Eukaryota, Fungi, Ascomycota, Saccharomycetes, Saccharomycetales, Saccharomycetaceae.